ACACACACACACACACACACACACACCAGGGCUGAAUUUGACCCAAGGCUCAGCCCUGGCUGCUUCACUUCACUGCAGAGUCAGGACCUGGCUGCACCUUUAUGCCUGGGCAGCUGCAACACCCGUAAACUUGACGGCCCCAUGCCAGCGAGCCUGGCUUCUGAGCUCUUUAGUGGCCCAGUGCUCUGUUCCUGGGCCUCCAUGGAGCCCCCAUUGCACCCAGGUGGCUGGGUGAGCGCCCUCUGCAGAGCUCUGCCCCAUCCAGGUUCCUCCAGGGAAGGGUUUCUCCCCAGAAGUCCUGCGCCUUCUCACCAGCUGACCCUGGGAGGGGCUGCUGAGAUAGAAGGGUCUCCUCUCAGUGGGUUCCUCCUCUUCUGCUCGUUGGUCAACUCACCCACCCGCUGUCAACGGAGGGGUGACAGGAGGUGGCCUCUGCCUGGCCACAGAAGUCCACUGCCACCUUCCCCUCAGCGUGGGACUUUCUGCCCAACAUCUGCCUCGAAGGCCCCUCAAGAGGUGUUUCCUAAAACAAAGCAAGUUCCUCCAAGGAUUGCUUUGAUAGACCGAGUGAUUCUUGUUUUCAUCACUUUAUUGCUGACUACUGAGCCCUUUAUCAGGGACCAGAGCCCCAGGGGACUGAUAGGGGCACUGCGGAGGUCGAUGAGAACUGGGCACAGGCAGGAGGAAGGAGCCACACCAGGAGGGGCUUUGGACUUGACACUCAGGACUGUGGCUUCUGCCCCUUGAUUAACAAUGAGCCAGGGGAGGGGUUAUUUGUUUGUUUGUUUUUAAUAUAUUUUUUAUUGAUUUCAGAGAG
Messenger RNA from Myotis brandtii (Brandt's bat), 817 nucleotides. RefSeq lists its product as uncharacterized. The record is from RefSeq and is a predicted model, not a curated record. NCBI's taxonomy places the organism in Eukaryota, Metazoa, Chordata, Mammalia, Chiroptera, Vespertilionidae. The coding region runs from base 142 to 747 and encodes 201 amino acids. The transcript is spliced from 2 exons.